Molecule: messenger RNA, 1442 nt
Organism: Puntigrus tetrazona (Sumatra barb)
Lineage: Eukaryota; Metazoa; Chordata; Actinopteri; Cypriniformes; Cyprinidae
Gene: nifk
Product: nucleolar protein interacting with the FHA domain of MKI67
Exons: 6
Coding region: 112-918 (268 amino acids)
Biological process (GO): maturation of LSU-rRNA from tricistronic rRNA transcript (SSU-rRNA, 5.8S rRNA, LSU-rRNA)
Cellular component (GO): nucleolus
Molecular function (GO): RNA binding
Source: RefSeq, a predicted model, not a curated record
UUACCGACUUCCUGAACGAGGCACAACGUGGUUUUAGGAGAGAGCGCGCGACGCUAGCAGUACGUAGUAGAAUAUAUAGAUAUAUUUGUUUUAGCAAUCUUAUAUUUAAUCAUGACAGAAGGUAAGUCAUCAGAGAAGCCGGCGAAAAGCCUGCUGUCUUUGAAUCCGAAGGAGGAAGCAGAGUUUCGGAAGAAGGUUCAGCAAGUAAAGAAUCGUCCUAAAUCGGGUCAGUCGCUUUCUUCUGGAGUGCUCUAUGUUGGACAUCUGCCUCGAGGAUUGUUUGAACCUCAGUUGAAAUCUUACUUUCAACAGUUUGGCAAAGUCACUCGAAUAAGAGUUUCUAGGAGUAAAAAGACUGGAAGGAGCAAAGGCUAUGGAUUUGUGGAGUUUGAGUGUGAUGAGGUGGCUAAGAUUGUGGCUGAGACCAUGAACAACUACCUUAUCGGAGAACGGCUAAUAAAGUGCCAAGUGAUGCCACCUGAGAAGGUCCAUGAAAAGCUGUUUCUAGGUUCCAAGUUAGGCUUCAAGAGACCAAAGCAGCCUGCAGUUACUCGUUACAACAAAAAGCAUGCGGAAGAAGAUCAGAAGAAAGUUGCUUCAAAGCUUUUAAGCAAAGAGUCUAAGCUUCGCAAGAGAUUGGCGGCAAAGGGCAUUGACUAUGAUUUUCCAGGAUUUGCAGCUCAGAUUCCAGUCAAGAAAUCCCAAUUAGAAGCCAAUGUUUCAGUAUGUAGUGAGGAUGUCACUCCAGUGUGCACCCCAUCAGUUUUGGAGAGGAGGAAGUCGAUGAGAGUUGAGGAUGAGGUUGAUGUUGAUGAUGAAAUAGUCAUCAAAGCCAAAUCUGCUACAGAAACCAGCGAGGAUGUGGAAGAUAGCAAUGAAGAGUCUGAUGAGGAGGAAGUUGAGGAGAAUACGACAUAAAAGGAGAAUUCAAUGACUAAUAAAAAGACUUCAUUCCCUGGUUUAGAUGGGACACUGGACUCACUGUUUGAGCCAUUUGUAUGUGAUUAGGUCAGUCCUCCCCUGUGGCUGGAGAAGAGGAUCACACACACACACUAUCCUGAUUAUCAGGCAUCUGGUUGGAGGUGUGUUUUAUGCAGAUGUACAGAUUACCUUUGCAGGGUACAAUGUGGUUUCCCAGAAGUUGCCAAAGUCUGAUUAACUACGUAAUAAUAAAUAAAAUAUGCAAUGUUCGUUUUAAAAUGAAGCGGUAAAAUGGAUGUCAUCGUAUUUGGCGUUGUGUAUUCUGUCCAGUACUAUCUUCAGACAUAUAGGUAAAACGUGCUUAACCUGCAAAAGGGGAUCAAAUAAAGCUCUUUUAUUGCAUUUGAAAGAUAUUUUGAUGAAAAAGUUUUUGUAUAAAUUGUCACUAUUGAGGUUGCUUACGUUUAAGGGGUAUCAUGAAAUAAAUGGAAUCAAUGGAAUGCCUUUCAGUAUAACCACUA